Acromyrmex echinatior (Panamanian leafcutter ant) is the source of this 5683-nucleotide messenger RNA. RefSeq lists its product as uncharacterized. Gene Ontology annotation, molecular function: cyclin-dependent protein serine/threonine kinase regulator activity. Gene Ontology annotation, biological process: regulation of transcription by RNA polymerase II. The record is from RefSeq and is a predicted model, not a curated record. Lineage: Eukaryota; Metazoa; Arthropoda; Insecta; Hymenoptera; Formicidae.
GGCCUCCGGAGGCGAGGCGACUUAACGUCGGUGGAGGUGUACGGUGCACGUUUGCGAAGACGUGAAUUUCCUGGAAGGAAGAGGAAAGUGAAGGUUUUAACGUGGUUACGACGACGCGGUUCGGCCACGCAUGUUACGCAACGUACGUUACGUGACGCGACCGAUGUACUUAAUGCAUCGUCGGUCGUUUUAGCGUCAAAUUGUCGAAUAUCAUCGCGAGGGAGAGAUUUUUCGAGAACGUUCGAAUUCUCGCCCGGCCAAACGCAAUGACGAUACAUCGCCUCCACGAGAUACGCCGGAGAUUAGUACGGCUUGUUCUUGUUCUUGUGGACAUCGACGAUCGUCCCGUGUAUUAAUGGGAAUGAUAAUCAGCUGAAAAUACACGUGUAUUCCUUCAUACAUGUACGUUCGACGACAAUGUCCGAUUCUGGCCAACGUUAACGGGACGUCGCGACGUUAAGACGCUGCACGCGUUUCCUCGCAAACGUGCUGCGCAGAGAGUAGCGACUGGCGAGAGUGGCGAGUCAUCGAGACUCAUUAUUUCAGGUAACCUGUUCCAGCCCGUGAGUGAUUAACUCUUGGGACUCCGUCCGCGCCUUUCGGCGCAUGGGACGCGUGUCCGUGUGACACGUGACACGCGAGAGGACGCUUAGUUCUUUUUUUUGUCGCGACAUUUAAGAAAUCUCGCCUCUCAUCGCAUCGCGUAAAUCGCGUUGCGUCACUCGCGCCCACGGCGCCAUUUUCGAGAUUGUACGCAAUUGUACGAGAACGAGGCGGCGUGACUGUAGCCGCCGUGGCAGUGGCUGGACGUGACUCGAGUGAGUGCACCAAGUGCCGCUUCUCACUUCGCCCCUCAGCUCUCUACCUCCCCACUUCUGGAUUGUUCUAACCACGCGACAAUCCCGUCAAGAGUGUGUAUCGUUUACGGAUUAUACGGCCCGUAAUUUACGGGUGAAUCGUGUGUACAUAUAAAUGGCGGCUGACGAAAGAUGGUAUUUCACGAGAGAACAGCUUGCAAACACGCCGAGCAGAAGAUGCGGCAUCGAUGGGGACAAGGAGCUGAGCUAUCGGCAGCAAGCGGCCAACUUUAUUCAGGACAUGGGACAACGGCUUGUUGUAUCUCAAUUAUGUAUCAAUACAGCUAUAGUCUACAUGCACCGAUUUUAUGUGUUCCAUUCGCUGACGCACUUCCACAGGAAUGCUAUUGCAGUGGCAGCAAUCUUUUUAGCAGCAAAAGUAGAGGAGCAACCAAGGAAAUUAGAACAUGUCAUCAAAAUGGCACACAUGUGCCUCCACAGAGAUCAACCUCCACCUGACGUUAGGUCUGAGCAAUUUCUCGAACAGGCGCAAGACCUGGUAUUCAACGAAAAUGUCCUCUUACAAACAUUAGGAUUUGAUGUUGCUAUUGAUCAUCCCCAUACCCAUGUUGUUAGAUGUUGUCAAUUAGUGAAAGGUACAGCGAGUAAGGACUUGGCUCAGACUUCAUACUUUAUGGCAUCUAACAGCUUACAUUUAACUACAAUGUGUCUACAAUAUAAGCCGACAGUUGUUGCAUGUUUUUGCAUACACCUCGCGUGUAAAUGGUCCAAUUGGGAGAUACCACAAAGUACUGAAGGAAGACAAUGGUUUUGGUACGUAGAUAGAACUGUAACAGGAGAUUUACUUCAAGAACUCACAGACGAAUUUCUUCAUAUAUUUGAUAAGUGUCCAUCGAGAUUGAAAAGGAAAAUUAUGAUCAUUUCUGCGAAUCAAAGUCCAAGUAUUCAUCAUCCGAGUCUACCGAAUUCGCCAUUUGAUACCGAACCGCGUAGAAUACAAUCUCCAGCAACAUUAGAUGGUGCCGCUGCCGCCGUUGUUGCUCAUUUGAAUCGUUCUCAUCAUGCAGUGGAAGGUGCCGCAGCCGCUCAUUCGAGCCGCUCUCAUCAUGCAGCGGAAGGCACCGCGGGUGCUGCCGCUGCCACUGCUGCCCAUUCGAGUCGUUCUCAUCAUGCGGCAGAUGGUACCGUUUCUACCUCCACGACUGGUGUUACUGCCCAUUCGAGUCGUUCUCAUCAUAUGACGGACGGUGCCGUUGCUCAUUCAAGUCGUUCUCAUCAUGCGACAGACGCCGCAACUGCCUCUGUCACCGCUGCUCAUUCGAGUCGCUCUCAUCAUACCAUGGACACCGCCGCUACUGCUACUGUUGCUCAUUCGAGUCGUUCUCAUCAUGCGCAACAGGAGAAGCAAGAUGAAAAGAAAACUGGAGCUAUUGCAGGACCAUCAAGAGUAACCGCAAUAGAUUAUCGAGAAUAUCGUGAAAAGAAAGAACGAGAGCGUUUAGAACGGGAGAAGGCAGCUGCUGCUAUUGGGUGCCAUAUCACCGAUCCUAACAAGACCUACCAUUCGCAUCAUCAUAAACCAGUAUCGAAUGCAAGUAUACCGAACAAGCACCAAAUGCCAGUGCAGAAGGGCACUGGCCUUCAUCAUAAUCAUCAUCAUCGACCGGAUAUGAAAGUCGGUCAACCAGUGCAGAGACACUCUACUGGUAAUCAACCUAAUCGCGAUCCCAACAGACAACGAUUGUCAAGAGAACAUAGUGCUGGUGUGGCCAGCACAAGCGGUAUAACACACUCGCAUUCUCAUGCCAAUUUAGAUAGUUCCUCGUCUGAAUCCGUGCCUCAUAGGUCGGACAGUGGUGCCGUACAGGAUUCUGCAUCCUCGCAUAGUAGUUUACAGGAAAAGAUGAGUAAUAAUCACAGCGGACAUAGACUGAAUGCACUCGAUAGCAAGCAUCAGACGCACGAUAAGAGAUUGUAUCGAGGAGAGGAUCCAAGACUUAAAUCUGCCAAAUAUGCAGAUAUGAAUAGAAUGGAGAAUCAACGACGAAAAGCAGAGACGUUGGAACAGAGAUGUGAAGAGGUGCGGAAGCUAAUCGAAAAACCAUUACCACCGCCAAAGCAGGCGGACAUCCCAUAUCUGAUGAACGCGCAGCAGAAACAGCCGCAUCAUGCCAAGUAUAAUCAGCAGCAACAGGACAAAGGCAGCUCAUUCACAGGUGAAAUGAAGCAUGCGACAACUACUAGCCAGAAUGUUCUACCGCAGGGCACAUCACCAAGCACAUCGUCAUCACAGAAACCCGCAUCCAUUAAGACACAGAUGUACAGUCAGCAUAGUGCACUGGGUGUAUCUCAGAUUCUGAAAGAUACUAUUAAAAAUGGUAAUUCCCAGUCUUGCCUAAGCACAUUGAACAAUGUGGAUGAUAUGAAGUCGGAGAAGCGAUCACGAUCAAAUGUCCACGAGGAAUUCGUUGAAAGAAAUUCCGUCGAUGUUCAACAGAGCAAUCUGCACACACCACCUGGCAAGCAUAGAUCACUAUUCAGCCCAGAGCCUCCUAGUGUGACCAGAGAAUCGCACGCGCAAAGCGCAAGGCCUAAAUCGAAACAGAAGACGCCACCCUCUGCAGCUACAAAGAUGAAGGAACGCGUGUCACCGUUCGCGAGUUCCCCGAGUUUGCAAGACUCGUCAAUGAUAAAACGACCAUCUUCCAACGACGGUACGGUAUCCGUACAUAAGAGGACCCGUGCAUCGAGUAUCAGUGAGAACGAAAAGGUAGUAACAAAACCAGAAAACAAGACGGAAGAUACAACCAGUUUGGAGGCAAUGAAGAUGCUCGGUCGCGUACCUGAUCUAAUCCAACCGAUACGUGACAAUCCGUCGUCAAACGGAAGGAACAGUAGCGCAUCAUCCUUCAUUAACGAUAUGAAACCGCCGGAACUCAUCAAACCGUUCGAGUCGGAUCAGCCUCGUUUCAACACGAUGUCGCAGCAUAAAGUCUCGUUCAACGUCAAUACACUAACUAAUGGUAUGGACCUCAACGUAGUAAACAAAGAGCCUCCGGAUCAUCGCGGGAAAAAGGAAUUUCCAGAGCAUUAUAUGAAGAAUGAAUCAUCAGGACAUAAGGCUUUGGAACCAACGCAUUCCCAAACGCACUCGCAGACGAAACUCGAGUAUACGUCGCCGAUCAAAUCUGCGCAGAGUAUAAGCGCAUUGCUCCAGGAGACACUAGCACCGAUGCCUUCACUAUUGCAGGGACUGCAACAACCUAGCCAAUUACCUAUUCAAAAGGUGCAUCAAGAACAAUUGCAGCACCAACAACAGCAGCAUCGGCUACAGUCUAUUCAACAUUCGUUGAUGGAUCAGUUACCAGUGACGACCCAGUGUUUGUCGAUAGCGAGCGAUAAUUUCUCGCCGAUAGCUUCGACCGUAGAUAUCAGUGUUCUCUCCGAUAAUGUAUCGAUGACGCUGCCAAAUAAUAGUAAUAUGGUAGAAUUGGCAGUGCCAGCAGCUUCCACAGUAACGAUUGUUCCGCCAGUCGAAGAGAAACGGUCGGAGCAUCAUAAGAGUGAAAAGAAGAAAAAGAAAGAAAAACACAAGCGCAAGGACAAAAGUAAGGAUAAUAAGCAUAAUAAGCAUAAACACAAGGGAAAGGGUAAAGAGAAACAUCGUGAGAAAAAAGACAAGGAAAAAAGCGAGGAGACGCCAGCGGCGGCGCCCAUCAAAAUUACGAUUCCUAAAGACAAACUGAAUCUUGGCAUGGAAGCAUCGCCGACCGUGGUCGGCGGAAGUCUCGGUACAUCGGACAAAACUAUAUCGCCACAGAGCACGGUCCUGAAAAUCAAGAUCCCCAAGGAACGACUCAAGGGCACCGAUAGUGUACCGAGUUCAUCUCCUGCGCAGCCACCGAUGAUGCAAGGUCCACUAAAGAUCAAGAUACGUACUGAUCUCGGCAUCUCGAGGAGUUCCGCGCAGCCGCCGUCGACGUCAUCAUCGUCGAACGGCUCGAGCGGAUCCUCGUAUCUGCAGCUCUCUGAAUCAUCCGCGAACGAAACUACGAGUCGGAAGCGCGAGCGAGUCGAGAUGAUCGGCGACAGCUCGGGCAGCAGUGGCCUUCCGCCCACGAAGAAGCAAGCGGUGAUGAUACCUGCAACGGGUUAUGGCCAGGGCCACCGACCCGGAGAACGGCAGAAUGGCAGACACUAUAACUCCGGCAGCAAUAAUAAGGUACGUGGAAGAGGCGUUCGUCAGCAUCACGGCGGUCGCGGACCACUACAUCAUGCAGUUGCCGGUCAGCGCGGUAACGCUGGUGGUCACUACCAGCGGGAGAUUUAUGGUAAUGGCCGCGGUAGCCACGGUAAUCGCGGUCAUCAACAUCAUCAAGCCCCUUAUAAUUCCCAUCAUCCCCCGGCCAUUCGCGGCGACGUCGGCGGAUACGCGAGAGGGACUGGUCAAACUGACCAGGGCAUAGAUUCUUAUUUUUAUACUAAUUAUCCUACAUCAAUAUUUAAUACACCCACCGGAUACGUGUACGAUCCCGCCUAUCAGCAGUACUAUCAACAAUUUCACCAACAAUCCCAAUACUCGAUGUAUCCGACAGGAAAUAAUCUAAUAAUGACGCCGGACGGUACCAUCAAUACGUCGGUGCCACCGCCGUCAUUACUCUCAAAUCAAUUUUAUCAGAACCAAAAUAUCGUACAAUCGGCUGCGUCCACCCGGCAGGAAGAUACACAAUUGUUACCUCCACCGCCUCUUCAACCACCACCGUCGCCUCCUCCCCUGCCGAGUGGACCGCCACCUCCGCCACCUCCACCACCACCUCCUCCGUCAAUGUCGGAGUGAUGAGACAUUUCAAUUUACAUGUACAUAU